Impatiens glandulifera is the source of this 2816-nucleotide messenger RNA. RefSeq lists its product as uncharacterized. The coding region runs from base 6 to 2672 and encodes 888 amino acids. The record is from RefSeq and is a predicted model, not a curated record. The transcript is spliced from 5 exons. Lineage: Eukaryota; Viridiplantae; Streptophyta; Magnoliopsida; Ericales; Balsaminaceae.
UAAGCAUGGAUCACAUUAAAGGAGAAAUUCAGCUUUGCAUAAGCAAAAUUGUAAACAUUACCAUAUUACAUUGUUCUCUUCUCUCAACGGAACAUCCCAUUCUUUGUGGCACUUCCUUAUUCCUCCUACUUGUAUACGUCUUUCUUCCUUCCCUUUUCUAUUUCUUACUUUACUCUUUCCCCAUUGUCGUCAUCAUCACCGUCGCUGUUAAAUUUGCUAUCGAUCAUCGCCCCUGUAACAAAAAAAACAUCAAACAAGAAGAACAGAUCAGUACCCAAACCACUACUACUCCCGCGCUUCAGGCUAGAACCAAGUCCUUCAAUAGGGCUCACUCGGUUAGACGACGCAGGGAGCAGCAGAGUAAGGUAGAAGAAAAAGACAUGGUCUCUUCGAUGCAAGGAGCAUCAGAUAUAUUGGUUGAUAAGGCUGCCCUAAUUGAGGACAACCCGAAAGAUAUCCAAGAGGUGAAAGUAGACGACAAUGCCAACAACAAUCGUAUUGAGGGCUCGCCAGCUGUUGUUUCGGAGAGGGUAGUGAAAAAUGAGAAGAAAGGUUCAUUCAAAGGAGGAUAUCAUGAUGGGAGAAGUUCGGAUGAAGAUCAAGAAGAAGAAAAGAAAGCCCUAGAAUGGACGGAAGAUGAUCAAAGGAACCUAACAGAUCUCGGGCUUUCAGAGAUUGAAAGAAACAAAAGACUGGAGAGUUUAAUAGCAAAGAGAAUGGCUAGAAAGUUGUUAAGCAUUCAAGUCCGUAAAACACUUAUGAAUAUGGGGAACAACAAGCAUCCUCAUAUUUCUUCAAUUCUAGUACCAAAGGCCAAUUCCGAUUCUCAAAUAUCUCCCGUACCCGGUUCUGCCCCUUCAGUUCUUUUGCCAAAUCGAAACCCCUUUGACCUUCCUUACGAUUCGCAUGAAGAAAAACCCAACCUAACCGGGGAUGGCUUGCCAGAAGAGUUGGUCACGAACCAACCACCCAAGGACUUGAUGUUCUGCCGGCACGUUAGCUUCAGCCAGGGGGUCCAUUUCCCUUGCCCUGAAGAAUUUGAUAAAGACCGACCCGCCCCUUUCAAUUUUGCAGACAAGCAAAGCAUUCGGAGCAUACCAGAAUUCUCACGGUUAAGAAAGGAACCAGAAAACAAAAGGGACCCAAAUUUAUCACCCAAAAAAGCUUCAUCAAGAACUGGAGAAGGACUCCUUUACACAAACAAGAGAGUAAUUCAUACGCCAAGAAAUUCUAUAGAUUCAGAUAUGCUUGUGGAGAUGUCUGAGACGGCAUCCCAGUUAGAUUCAGCCUCCCUUGGGUUAGAGGAUGACUUGGGCAUUGCAAAACCAUGGGCAGCCUCAUCUCAUCUUGCCGGGGUGGAAGAGAAUGAAUCAAGAUCACGGGAAGUUCAUGAAGUUAGUGAAAAAGAUGUUAUAGCCGUCGGAUUUGCAAGACUCAAUCCCAUAUGUGAUGAUCAUGUCUCAUUAAACGAGAUGAUAGAUGAGCCCGAGCCUGGUUUGGUAGCAGAACCGCCUGGUUUGGUAGCAGAACCGCCUGCUUUGUAUCCGAAUGAUGACAGGUUAGUCGAGGCUAGUGGAUCACAUUCAACACACAACAACAAUAUCAACAUCAUCGAAGAACCUGGUGACCAAGAACAGGAAAAAUCAAGUCCUACUACAACGGAGAAGAACAUUAUGAAUGAUGUACCUGCAAAUGACAAUGAUAUCUUGGAUUUUAUCAAACAAACAUAUGGCGAAGGGAACUCAAAUGGGCAAAGGUCUGCUCCCAGUGAUGAAAAUCAUAUGAUUGCUGCUCCUAAUGAUGAAAAUCAAACUAAUGCUGCUCCCAGUGAUGAAAAUCAUACUAAUGUCUCAUCUGAAGAUAUUAUUGAAGAUAGGCACAAUGAAUUAAUAGACCAAAAUGGGCACAACCAGAUUGCUGGUUUGUCAGAUUUGAUUGUUCAUAGGAACACCGACCACACAAAUGACCAACAACCCAUUAUAGAAUCAAAAGAACGACAGGAAACAAUGAUUGAAGGGGGGCCUUCAGACUCAAGCUCAUCUUCAACUCCCGAAUCUCCGUCUACCAUGAAAGGCGAAACCGGUCAAUUUGACGCGAAUGAAGGAAAUUCAGAGACAGUUGCAUAUGCAGGCCCAUUAGACAGCGAUGAUGAGGCGGGUCCAUCAAACGCGGUUCAAGAAACAGACACUGGUCCACCCUUUGGAAGUUCAUCUCUAUCUCCAAAAUCUGUCCUGCAGAAGAAAUUCUCAAUGGCUUCAAUUUCAAGCUCUGAUCAGAUCAACAUGGAAACCCCACAACCUGAACAACAAAAUGAAGAUGUUAUCAGUGUUUCACCAUCAUCUCAACAUGACAUCCAAACUAUUCAACAUGAACCAUCUACUCAUAUCGAAACAAGACAAAUUCCUUUAGAGGAAACAAUGUCCAGCUCUACUGCCGACCCUGAAAGCGUCAUUAUAGGACCGACACAGACCCAAACUGUCGAUGGCUUGAAAAAUGAAGGAGAGGGAAGUCAUAAUGAAACUGUAAAGUUGGACGACAAUGAAGAAAGAAACCAGGAGGCAACCGAAUCAGUCGAAGUUGACAAAGACAAAUCUAAGGAAACGUCAGAAGUGAAGCCUGUGGAAGAGUUAACAUAUAAGAAUGAAGAUGUAAAUGUCAUAAAUGGAAGUUGAGAGGCUGGAAUGAAACAUCAACUGGCUUUAGUUAGUUUUUUUUUUACACCAAUAUUUUCUAUUCUCAUUAUUGUUGUUUCCUGCCCAACAAAUCAGGCAGCACCAUCAUCAGAGUUAUUUAGAAAUAGUAUAAAGUAGUUAACA